AAAUGAGUCAUUGUUACUUUGGGACAUGCCAGAACGGCGGAGUUCGCUGUAACAGAGGAAGAAUGUGCAUCUGCAUGGAAGGAACCGAGGGUUAUUGUUGCCGUGAUAUUGUUGCGUGCCAGAAAGAUGACUUUUGUGGUAGCGACCAAACAGCUAUAUGUGCGUACGACAGAAAUCUAAUGAAAGCAGUAUGCCAUUGUUCAUCCAGUAAUAGAGUGUUUGAUAACAGACAAAAAUUGUGCAGAAAAAUAUGUUACGAAGACGAUGACUGCGCCAAUGGUGGAAUGUGCAUUGGUGAGUUUGGUAAGAAAUUUUGCAUAUGUAUGCCAGGUACAGAAGGCGAUUUUUGCUCUGAAAUUACGGAUUGUAAGAAAAAGGAUUUUUGUGGAACAAGCAACGAAACUUCCUGCAUGUAUGACAUUACCCAGAUGCAAGCUGUAUGUAACUGUUCGGACUCAUCUAAGCAAUUUGAUUAUGUUGAGCAAAUAUGCAAAACGCGAUGCGAAGAUGAUAGUAACUGCGAAAAUGGACACAAAUGCAUUAGAGAUGGAGCAUCGAAAUAUUGUCAAUGCAUACCAGGGAAAGACAUUAACAUUUGUUCUCAUGUUAUGGACUGUGAUGAACCCGAUUCUUGCGGUAUAGAUAAUAAUGUUACAUGUGAGUACGAUGCUACUCAGAUGAAAGGAAGAUGCCAGUGUUCGAAUGCCAGUAAGCAAUUUGAUUAUAGAGAGAAAAUAUGCAAAGAGCCAUGCCAAGAUAGUGAUUGCGAAAAUGGCGGAAAAUGCACCGGACACGGAGACUUCAAAUUUUGCGAAUGUUUGCCAGGGACGACGGGUGACGCAUGCUCUGACGUUACAGAUUGUAACGAAACUGACUUUUGUGGCACAGGCAACGAUACCACAUGUAUAUAUAAUAGCAUCCGAAUGGAAGCUACGUGCCAAUGUUUGAAUUCUAGCAAGCAGUUUGAUUAUAGGGAAAAAGUCUGCAGAGAGACGUGCCGGGAAGGUGACUGCGAAAAUGGUGCUAAUUGCACCCUAUCCGACGAUUUUACAUUCUGCGAAUGCCUGCCAGGAACAUCAGGUGACUUCUGCUCAGAAGUUAUUGAAUGCGAAGAAGGUAAUUUAUGUGAUACUCACAAUGAUAGCAUAUGUAUAUAUGACAGUUAUCGAAGGGAAGCUAUAUGCCUGUGCUUCAAACAAAAUGAGGAAUUCAAUUACGAGGAGAAAAUCUGUAAAAAUCCUUGUCAAGAAAAUGACUGCGAAAAUGGCGGAAAUUGCACCGGAUAUGGGGAUUUGAAAUUCUGUGAAUGCCUGCCAGGAACAAAAGGCGACCAUUGCUCUGAAAUUACGGAAUGUAAGGAAGAUAAUCUUUGCGGUACUGAUAGUGAUGCUAAGUGUACUUAUGACAGUUUUCGAAUGGGAGCUUUCUGCCAAUGUUCGAAUCUUAGUAAGCAGUUUGAUUACAAGGACAAAACUUGCAAAGAACCGUGUCUAUCACGUGGCUGCCAUAAUUAUGGGAUUUGCACCAGUCAUGGAGAUAACAAAUUUUGCGAGUGCAUGCCGGGAACUACAGGCGACCUUUGCUCCGAAGUCACGAAAUGCAAAGAAGAUAACUUUUGUAGAAAAGAUAUGACGUGUUUUUAUGAUAUCAUGCGAAGAGGAGGUUCGUGUCGGUGUUUGGACUGGAAGAAACACUUUGACACCAAGCAGAAAAUGUGCAGAUCACCUUGUGAAGCAGAAAUGUGUGAAAAUGGUGGCAUUUGCAACGGAACUCACGAUUUAAAAUUCUGCGAGUGCUUGCCAGGAACUACCGGUGACUUUUGCACCGAAAUUUCUGUUUGCAGGGGGAAGUUUAUAUGUGGUUAUGACUCUGAUGUACGAUGCGUUUAUGACCCAAUCAUGCAGAGAGCUGCAUGUGAAUGCUUAAACCCCAACGCAAACUUCAACUACCACACACAAACAUGCGAAUGUGACUGUGGAUACAAUGGAACAUGCGGUUUAGACGUUCUCGGAAAAAAGAAGUGUUUCUGCAACGAGGGAUUUGCAGAAUUUAGCGGAUGGUGCGAGGAGUGCAGUUGCGGAAGCGGUGAAAAUUGCUCCUUUAACAGCUACGGACGAAAGAUGUGUACAUGCAACAUAGGGUUCAAAGACCUCAAUGGGAACUGCGAAAGAAUCCUAUUAGGUGAGAGCAAAGAAAGCACUUUUCCUGCACUUAUUGGAAGUUUAUUUGCUUUCCUUAUAAUAGUAUUCUCUGGUUUGAUUUAUUUACGUUGGAGGAAAAAAAAACCAGGUACUGCUUUUCAUUUCAAGACACUGAUGGAAUCAGUUGAUGAAGAAUAUGAAAGAAGCGUGCGUUUCAAAUGAAAGUUGUAUGUAAGGAGAGGCAUAAUUUAGGAUCAGGUAAAAUUCAUCUGAAGCUCCAGCAUUCAAACUGAACAGUUCCAGAGAUGAUAUUUAUUCUUCCAGUAUGGUGAAACAUCGGUUCACGGACUUACCGUAUUUGACGGCAUAUAAGACGCACUGGCAUAUAAGACGCACCCUUUUUUAGAAGGCCACACACAAGGAAAAAAGUUUCAAUAGUCCACGAUAACUUAAAAUGUGCUUUCUUUUAGUUAUCACGUUUCACAAAAGCCAAAUAAACAAUCAUUGAAUGCAAUUACAAAACAUAUUUUUAUUAAGGAAAAUUAACAAACGGCAAGCAAUUUUGAAC
Messenger RNA from Stegodyphus dumicola, 2709 nucleotides. RefSeq lists its product as uncharacterized. The record is from RefSeq and is a predicted model, not a curated record. Lineage: Eukaryota; Metazoa; Arthropoda; Arachnida; Araneae; Eresidae.